AGAAGAUCAACAUGGUGGAGGAGAGUGGGAUCCGCGUGGUUCGCUGCGGCGGCAAUAAAAUCAGCUUUAGAGCUCCGAUCAUCUCUAAAGACAGCAGGUUCCUGUUAUGUGCUUCAGGGGAUUUAGUCAAAGUGUUUAGCACCAGCACAGAGGAGUGCGUCCAUGUGCUAGAGGGCCACACAGGCCAAGUCACCGGCGUUAUCUUGAAUCCUACCAACCACCUCCAGGUCUACUCUUGUUCAGCAGAUGGCACUAUUAGACUGUGGGACUUCAUUGAUGGCAUCCUUAUCAAGAUAUUUGUUUGUGGAUGGCCGAUAUUCUCUAUAUAUGUCUCAGAGAAACACGUUGGAAUCGCUUUUAUUACUAUUCACAUGGAAAGUAAGAAACAUGGUGAGAACUUCCAGUUGGUGGCCUUACAUCUUCCCAAAGUGCCGGAGCAAGAGGUCGAAGCAAGAGAGAUGUCGGCUGUUUUGUGUAAUAUCAGCUCCAACCCUGGUUCCACAGCUAUGGGCCGAGGGGGUGAAUAUGUUGCCAGUGUUAUGGGUCGCCAGCUCACUGUGUAUUUCUUCAAGAAGCUGAAGACAUACCGGUUUUCCUUGAAGGCCACUGAUAAGAAAGGUGCCAAAAAUGCCUUCACCUGUGUAGCUUGUCACCCUAAGGAUGACUGCAUCGCUACUGGGCAUGAAGACGGCAAGAUCCGUCUGUGGAGAAACUUCAAUCAGAAAAAAGAGUACACAUAUUCCACUCAACACUGGCACCAUGAUGCUGUAGGCACCUUAUGUUUUACCACAGAAGGCAUGCACCUGCUGAGUGGUGGCGUGGAGUCUGUGCUCGUCCAAUGGCAUUGCGAAGAAGUGAACAAGAAGGAUUUCCUUCCUCGUCUGGGUGGAGCCAUCUCUCAUAUCUGUGUGUCUCCAGAUGGACAGAUGUACAGCACAAGCCACUUGGACAACAAGAUCAACAUCAUUCACUGCAGCCUGAAACUGUCGGCGGUGAUUCAGGGCCUGGUCAAAGGAAACAUUUGGACGGAUCUGAUGAUUGACCCACGCACCAGGGCUCUGGUGAUGAAUGGAAGGCCAGGACACCUUCAGUUCUACUCUCUACAGCAGGACAAACAGCUUUACAGUCUGGACAUUGUGCAGCAGGAGUACAUCAAUCAGGAAGGACUGGACCAGUUUGAGGUGAUGAGGGCAGCGUUCAGUGUCGGAGGCACUUGGCUGGCUACGGUAGAGGAGAGGGGACGCUGCACAUCAGAUCUGGAGUCUUCUCUUAAACUUUGGGUCUACAAUGAGAAAGCUCAAAGCUUUGAGCUGAACACCACCAUAACGGCCGCCCACCAGGACAGGAUUAUGCACAUGUGCUUCAGCCCCUCCACAGAGACCACCAUGCUGGUGACCACAGCCUGGGACAACCAGUUCAAAGUCUGGCUACUGGGACUAGACUCGGACACACAGAAGGAGCACGCAUCCUGGUCAUGUGACUAUGUGGGCAGCUACCAUGGCCUGCAGCCCACUAACUGCUGUUUCUCCAGUGACGGCUCUCUUCUGGCUGUAAGUUUCAAGGAGGUGGUCACCAUCUGGAGUUCAGAUACAUGGGAACUUCUGACCACGCUGUGCCAGCCCCCAGGGCCCAUCAGGGAGCUUUGUUUCGGCCGGCUGAGCUGCUCCAAGUACCUGCUUGGCACCACUGCCAAAAACCUCUUCUGCUGGAACCUCCUCACCUGCUCAUUGGAAUGGAGCACACCGAUGGAUGUGUGCUUGCUGCGGUCAGACCCCCUGUCUGAAAACGUGGUAGCCUUUAGCCUCCACUCUGGAAACACUGACUUGUUUGUUUUUAGACCCAGUGAGCCCCGGCCUCUGUUUACUCAGAAGGCCGUGUGUGGUGGAAAAGUGCAGCGCUGCGUCUUUUCUCCGAGGGAAGAGCCUCUGGACAGCUGUGAUGAGAGAUUCCAGUGGUUGAACAGAUCCCGUCUUUACUUCCUCACAGAGCUAAUGGAGUUAUUGACGUUUAGCACCAAAGCAGAGGAUGAGAGAAUAUUGAACUCAAGGAAGCAGCUUCUGGUUGACGACAGCGUUGCUGUGACACCCUUCUACCUGUUGCUAGGCAAGCACAGGCAGCAGCAGGAGGAGAAGCAAAACUCUGGGGUCAGUCAGGCGGCUGACCGAGUUCAGCCACCUCAGGCAUCUGUAGCCAUUAAAGAGUUGCUGCACACCCCAGCGCAUGUGCUUCCUGCAGCCUCGUUCCUGUGCUCAAUGUUUGUCAAUUCCCUCCUCAUCUCUAACACUGGGAGCAGAGAAGGGAAGGAGCCCGCAGAACAGGUUGAAGAAAGUGAGAAAGAGGAAGAUGAUUCAGAGGAAGAGAUGGAAACGCAUGACUAUGAACAGGAAGUUCGUACACAGGGCUCAGUGGAAGAGGCGCCACCACUGCUGUCCAAAGCGGAAGAAAAAGAACUGCGGAGAGUGCGAAAGACUGACUUCAGCUGGGUCACAAACCUGGCCAGCUCUUAGCCAUGACCCUGUCCACACAGACACACCAUCACCAAUGUCCACGGCUCCAAUGGAAUUAAAAAUAUGUAGGAGUUUCUCCUGUUGGGAUCCACAAAUGAGUUAACAAAGAUGUAGAUUGAGCUGAGAAUUAUUGUAUAUUCUUACUUUUAUAUCAGCAAAGCCUUUAGAAUGAUAACACCCCUGAGUGAAACACACUGUAUGUCCAAAAGUGUCCAGGCACCACUUCUAAUUAGUGAAUUUAGCUACUCUAAGGUGUGCUCACAACUAACACUGCCAUUCAGUUAGGCACACUGUCUGUAUUCUCCAUAAAAAAAAAAAACGUUGACCAAUAGAAUAGAACUUUCUGGCGCAGCUGCGGAUGA
Molecule: messenger RNA, 2869 nt
Organism: Pygocentrus nattereri (red-bellied piranha)
Lineage: Eukaryota; Metazoa; Chordata; Actinopteri; Characiformes; Serrasalmidae
Gene: wdr75
Product: WD repeat domain 75
Exons: 21
Coding region: 12-2507 (831 amino acids)
Biological process (GO): positive regulation of rRNA processing; positive regulation of transcription by RNA polymerase I
Cellular component (GO): nucleolus
Molecular function (GO): protein binding; RNA binding
Source: RefSeq, a predicted model, not a curated record